Molecule: messenger RNA, 652 nt
Organism: Contarinia nasturtii (swede midge)
Lineage: Eukaryota; Metazoa; Arthropoda; Insecta; Diptera; Cecidomyiidae
Exons: 2
Coding region: 43-513 (156 amino acids)
Source: RefSeq, a predicted model, not a curated record
CUCAUAAUCAGUCAUUAGCAAAUGUCAAAGUAAAGAACCAUCAUGUCGAACUUUUUCGUUGUUCUGAUGCUCUGGGCUUGUGCACCAAAAAUGUCAAUGCAAACGAUGCAGUAUAAUUUUGAUCAGCAGCAAAUGAGGAGCCCACAUCAACACAACGCGAUUCAUCCGCACAUUCAAAAUGUAAUGUACAAUCCAGUUGCGAAGUAUCCAGUAAAAAAAUACCCUACCGAACAAAUCACUGCAAAACCAAUCAACAUCAUCAUUAAUAGACCACCGGUAGAACUACAAUAUCAACCACAACAGAUUCAACCACAGAUAACAAUGCCACCAUCACCACCACCUCGUCAACAAUAUCACGUGCCAAGGCGAACACAUAUUUAUCGACCCGCUCCUGCCCGCACCUUUUUCGACAGACCCAUUGAAGAAUACUUACUUCACGCACAAUCGCCAACACCAAUCGCAAGAACAUUCGUUUUCACUAACAUCGAAGUUGAACCAGAAUAUUUAACGUAAAUAUAACAAAUAAUCAUGACAUGAAACGGAUGAUGAUGAUGACGUAUCGAAUAAAUGAAUAAGUUCAAGAGUCCAUAGUGAAAUUAUGUUAGUAUAAAAAUGUGUAUCACUAGAGAAACAUUAUUUUGGCAACAUUUUU